Messenger RNA from Balearica regulorum gibbericeps (East African grey crowned-crane), 1402 nucleotides. NCBI's taxonomy places the organism in Eukaryota, Metazoa, Chordata, Aves, Gruiformes, Gruidae. The record is from RefSeq and is a predicted model, not a curated record.
AGGUCCUGUAAGUGAAAGAAGAUGGGGUCUGGCUGCCUAAAAGUCACCAAGUAUUUCCUCUUCCUCUUCAAUCUCCUGUUCCUUAUCCUGGGUGCUGUGAUCGUGGGUUUUGGAAUAUGGAUUCUGGCCGACAAAACCAGUUUCAUUGCAGUUAUACAGAUGUCAUCUCCCUCCCUGAAGACUGGUGCAUACAUCUUCAUCGGUGCUGGGGCUCUCACCAUGCUGAUGGGGUUCCUGGGCUGUCUUGGAGCAGUCAAUGAAAUCCGAUGUCUCUUGGGUCUGUACUUCACCUGCCUGAUGGUAAUCCUCAUAACUCAGGUUGCUGCUGGACUGGUCAUCUACUUCCACGAAGAAGUGCUGAAAGAAGAGUUGUCCCACAUAGCUCGAAUUCUGAUUAAAAAUUAUGACCCUUUGAAUGAUGAUAAGAGGAACUCACAAGAUGCAUGGGACUAUGUGCAAACACAGAUUGCCUGCUGUGGCUGGGCUGGAGCAAAGGACUGGGAAAGUAAUGAGAUUCUUAUCAACCGAAGCAUGACUGCAUAUCCCUGCUCCUGCUCCAAUAGCUCCAGGGAAUUUGAGGUAUAUAGCGGUUUCUGUAAUCUGGAUGACCCUGUCAAUGGCACUGCAACGUAUGCUGACUGGCCUGUUCACAAGCAGGGAUGCAUGGAUGGUGCAGAGAAGUGGUUGAAGGACAACCUUGGUAUCAUUCUUGGGGUUUGCACUGGUGUUGCUGUUAUAGAGCUGUUGGGGAUGAUACUGUCCAUUUCACUCUGCAAGAACAUACACAGUGAAGACUACACCAAAGUGCCCAAGUCUUGAGUUGGCUGACUCCAGAGCUACGGCAACAGAGAAAGGAGCAAACAGAACAUUCCUGCCUCUUACCCAGACUGUCCAACCAUUGACCAUGAUUCCUGUGACAUCCCAUUUCUGAUACCACUCUGCUAAGAACUGUUAGAACUGCAAUACAGCCUGAUCUUCUGGCAAUAGGGCCCUUGGGCCACCUGCAUCCUGCCUCUGGAUUAUUUCUAUUUCAAGAAGCAGAACUUAACUGUCUCAUAUCACAUGAGACACCGAUUAACCUGAGGGGACAGUGCUUUUGCUGCCUGCUCCAUGUUAAACAGUACUAUUCGUAUCUCCAUUCUACAACCCACUGGACCUAACAUACAAUAACUCCUCUCCCCCCUCAUUCUCCUCCCACACAACUUUUCCCCUGCCCCCCAAAAGUCCCAUGUCUUUUUCUCAUGAGCCAGGAUUGCUGUUGAGAUUCCAGUGCUUUAGUAGCUUCACCUACUUCACUGACUUGUGGUGGUAACUGGUUGUGCUUUAUAGGCCUUCUCCUCCCUUGCAGUUAACCUGAUUCAGCUCCUACCAUGCAUCUUCCAGUCUAGGCUCUCAUCUGAAA